AUGCAGAUCGCUCCUCGUUUCUUCGUCGGACUGCUUGCUGUUCUUCUCUCACGUCCUAAACUUACCAAUGCAGCUGUUCCUGGUCAGGUUGGAGAGGCUGUCGAAGGUAAAUAUCUAGCCGAAGAGAAGUUUCAACUGACGGCCUCGUCAGUCGGGGACCUCAAGGACCUGGAAUCCCAACACGCACCGCUUUUCUACCCUGAAAACGAAUCCGACAGACAGAUACUUGGUCUUCACGCACGGAAUAAAUGCAAAACCUUUCCCGGAGACUCUCUUUGGCCUAGUGAUUCAGUUUGGAAGUUGCUUGAUCGCAUUACUGGAGGUGCUCUGAUCAAGACUGUUCCCAUUGGGGCAACAUGCUACAACAGCUUUGGAGUUUAUAAUGAGGCUCGGUGCAAUCAUAUCAUUAAUCAAUGGAGCAACUCUUCGCUUCAUAUCGCUGAUCCGACUUCUGUCAUGUGGCCGAUGUAUCAAGGCCGAACAUGUAUGCCCAGCGAUAAACCCGAUGGGAAAUGUACCCUGGGUGGUUACCCUUCCUACGUUGUUGAUGCUCACAACGUCGCACACAUACAACUAGCUAUCAACCUAGCUCGGUCUCUCAACAUCAGACUCGUCAUCAAAAAUACUGGUCAUGACUUCAAUGGUCGUUCUGCUGGCGCGGGUGCUUUAUCUCUCUGGAUGCAUCGUUUCAAAAGCAUUCAGUACAUCAAAAACUACAAGACCACGUCUUACAGCGGACCAGCAAUGAAGGUUGCUGCCGGUGUCAUUAGUUCUGAGCUUUAUGAGGCAGCUGACAAGUAUGAUGUUACCGUCGUUGGAGGUGAAGGUAUGAGCGUGGGCUACGCUGGUGGAUAUUUGGCCGGUGGUGGUCAUUCACCUCUAUCGUCUAUCUACGGUCUAGGGGCGGAUCAGGUCAUGAGUAUUCAAGUCGUGACUGCCGAUGGUCGCUUCCUUACCGCUAAUGAGUUCCAGAAUACUGAUCUUUUCUGGGCCCUUCGAGGUGGCGGCGGAAGCACAUUCGGAGUUGUGACUUCAUACACAGUUAAAGUCUUUCCCAAGCUCAAAGCGUCCGUCAUGAGUUUUGCAUUCGGGACUAGCGCGACUGUCUCUCAAGAAACAUUUUGGAAAGCCAUUCGAGCAUUUUGGGAACGUUUUCCAACUUUCAACAAAGCUGGCAACUACGAAUACUGGGGCAUUAUGCAUGGUGAGGGUGAUACACUGAACUUUGCCAUGUUCCCUUGGUUUGCGCCAAACCAUACCCUUACUGAGUUAAAGGCUCUGGUAGCACCUCUCUUUCAAGUCUGGAAGGAUCUUGGUAUCGAACCUCAAGUCACGGAGUCAGAACAUGAUUCUUUCCUUGGUGCUUGGUCGGCUGGAUUCGCACGCGAAACUGUCGGAGGUGCUAGUGGCAAGACAGCGGGCCGCCUUUUCCCUAGUGAAAACUUCGAAGAUUCAAGCAAGUUCAACAAAACUUUUGCUGCGCUCAAAAGCCUGUCCGACAAAGGUGGAAACAUUAUCGGGUUUGGCAUCACUGGCGGUCCAGGUCCCCAUCCUGAUAACGCCAUAAACCCUGCUUGGCGAAACGCAGCCAUGUGGGCGAUCUCAGUCAUUGACUUCCCUGAAGGUAGUCCAUGGGAUGUUGUUUCUGAAAGGAGCAAAACUCUGACAAAUGACUGGAUGAAGCCCUGGAGGGAUGCCACUCCUGGUGGUGGUGCGUAUGCUUCUGAGGCCGAUGUCACGGAGCCUGGCUUUCAGCAGUCUUUCUAUGGCUCUGCGAAGUACCAGAGGCUUCUCCAUAUCAAGGACCAGGUUGAUUCCAAAGGGAUUUUCUAUGCUCUUCAGGGCGUGGGAAGUGAGAGAUGGUAUGUCACAGAUCAAGUCGAUGGAGUGCCUACUCAAAAUGGACGACUUUGCAAGGCGUAA
Fusarium venenatum is the source of this 1923-nucleotide messenger RNA. RefSeq lists its product as uncharacterized. Gene Ontology annotation, molecular function: FAD binding; oxidoreductase activity. The record is from RefSeq and is a predicted model, not a curated record. Lineage: Eukaryota; Fungi; Ascomycota; Sordariomycetes; Hypocreales; Nectriaceae.